Malurus melanocephalus (red-backed fairy wren) is the source of this 1128-nucleotide messenger RNA. RefSeq names its product GDP-D-glucose phosphorylase 1 (gene GDPGP1). The record is from RefSeq and is a predicted model, not a curated record. Gene Ontology annotation, molecular function: GDP-D-glucose phosphorylase activity. Lineage: Eukaryota; Metazoa; Chordata; Aves; Passeriformes; Maluridae. Gene Ontology annotation, cellular component: cytoplasm. Gene Ontology annotation, biological process: glucose metabolic process. The coding region runs from base 1 to 1128 and encodes 375 amino acids. The transcript has a single exon.
AUGGCGGAGACGGCGGAGGCGAURGCGGGAGGGGAGGGGAGCGAGCCGACCUCCGAGGAGUUCGUGUACGGCGAGGAGGACUUCGUGCUGCAGGCAGCCGGCUGGGGCGACGCGGACUCCGCGCCCUCCCGGUUCGACCGGGUGUUGCUGGCCGGCUGGAGCGACCGCAUGGAGCGGGGGSUGUUCCGGUACCGGCUGGGACCGCUGCCCACCCGCGUCCUGCCCGGCUCUGUGCGCCUCGUGGCGCAGCUGAACGAGCAGCGCAGCGCCGAGCGCCGCCCGCCGCAGCCCGUCCGUAGCCUUCGGGACCCCUUCGACCCCGGCGCCUUCAACUUCACCCGGCUGCGCUCCGCAGAGCUGCUGUUCCGCCUGCGCCGCUCCGGGGGCCCGGGGCCGCCACCUGACCCGCUGCUGGUGGCCAUCAACGCCAGCCCGCUGGAGCGGGGACACGUCCUGCUGCUGCCAGAGCCGGCACGGCGGCUGCCCCAGGCGCUGACGGCCCCGGCGCUGCACGGGGCGCUGGAGGCGGCGCUGCUCAGCGCCCACCCGGGAUUCCGCGUGGGUUUUAAUGGGCUGGGCGGCGGCGCCUCGGUGAACCACCUGCACCUACACGGGCUCUACCUGAGCCACCCGCUGCCGCUGGAGGAGGCCCCGGCCGAGCCGCUGGGGCCACAUCUGGGGCUGCUCCGCGCCGGACCGGCCCCCGCCUUCCUUUUCUUCGCCGCCGGCCCCGCGGCGCUGGAGCCGGUGUCGCGGGCCGUGUGCCGGGCGGCGGAGCACCUGGACGGCGCCGGGCUGGCCUACAACGUGCUGGCCACGCGGGGUGACCCGCCGGCGGGGCCCGGGACCGGAGGCGGCCGCGGGCUGCGGGUGCUCCUGUGGGCGCGCCSACCCAUCUUCGGCCCCAAGGCGGGUGAGCCCUUCGCCGUGGCGUUGUGCGAGYUGGCGGGGCUGCUGCCGCUGCCUACCGAGCCGCUCUACCGGGACAUCACCGAGAUGCAGGCCCUGAGCGCCAUCCGCCAGCACCUGCUGCCCGAGCCCGAGCUGCUGCACCUCGGCGGGGAGCUGGCGCGUCUGCUGGAGAGAGAACCGAUGGCACCGGCCGCGGCUGGGCUGCUGCAAAGCUGA